CUUAGUCAAAGUCACAUCCUUUUUUCUAUAUAACCCAAAACUCACACAUCUUCUUGAUCUCUUCCCUCUUCUCUUCUUUCAUCAUUCUCUUCACCAUGGGAAGAUCUCCUUGUUGCGAGAAAGCUCACACAAACAAAGGAGCUUGGACUAAAGAAGAAGACCAACGUCUCAUCGAUUAUAUUCGUAAUCAUGGUGAAGGUUGUUGGAGAUCUCUUCCUAAAUCUGCUGGAUUGUUGCGUUGUGGUAAAAGUUGUAGAUUGAGAUGGAUUAAUUACCUUCGUCCUGAUCUUAAACGUGGUAAUUUUACUGAUGAUGAAGAUCAAGUCAUCAUCAAACUCCAUAGCUUACUCGGUAACAAAUGGUCAUUGAUCGCUGGAAGAUUACCCGGAAGAACAGAUAACGAAAUCAAGAAUUAUUGGAACACUCAUAUCAAAAGAAAGCUUCUUAGUCAUGGAAUCGAUCCACAAACUCAUAGACCAAUCAACGAUACCAAAACGACGCCGUCUCAAAUUGUUAUUGUUGAUCCGGUUCAAAACGACGCCGUUGAGUACUCUUUCUCCAACUUAGCCGUUAAACCGGAAAAUUCCUCCGAUAACGGAGCUUCAACCAGUGGCACGACGACUGACGAGGAUCUCCGGCAGAACGGGGAGUGUUAUUACAGUGAUAAUUCAGGACGUAUAGAGAUUAAUUUGGAUUUAACUCUCGGGUUUGGAUCCGGGUCGGGUCGAGUAGUCGGAGCCGGGUCAUCUGCUGAUUCAAAGCCGUGGCGGGAUCAGGUGAUGGCGGCGCGUUUGUCACUGUUGUAAGAAUUUUUACCAAACCGGUAAAACAAAAAAACCCAAAAAAUUGGGUUUUUAGAUUUUUUUUUUCUUUCUAUUUUAUAUAUUUGUGUGUAUCGUUUUGGAUAAUUAUAGAAAUUAUUUACUUCAGUUUAUUUGAUACUUUUUUUUUUU
Molecule: messenger RNA, 953 nt
Organism: Capsella rubella
Lineage: Eukaryota; Viridiplantae; Streptophyta; Magnoliopsida; Brassicales; Brassicaceae
Product: transcription repressor MYB6
Exons: 2
Coding region: 96-806 (236 amino acids)
Source: RefSeq, a predicted model, not a curated record